This is a messenger RNA of Microtus oregoni (creeping vole), 486 nucleotides long. It is a transcript of the gene Mrln, whose product is annotated as myoregulin. Lineage: Eukaryota; Metazoa; Chordata; Mammalia; Rodentia; Cricetidae. The transcript has 2 exons. The record is from RefSeq and is a predicted model, not a curated record. The coding region runs from base 286 to 426 and encodes 46 amino acids.
GCCUCACCACCAUCCCUCUAUUUCUCCAGCACCUAUCUAUUCUCAUUCUUCCCUGAUUUGGGGAUGAAUGGAAAGGUUCCCCAAGGCAGCCCUGACGGAGGACAGCCAGGCUGGAGGCUCGAGCUAUGGGAGGAAGGGAAGGAUACUCCUGAACCUGUAUGUGGCUCUUGCCCCAACCCCUCUUUGGCUGAAACACAGGCAAAAGAAAUGGCUGAGUGCAGAAAAGACUUGGUGCUUACUCUGCGCGUGACUGCUGUGUAACUCUGGGAGCAAGAAUAUCUGAAUAUGAGUGGUAGAAACUGGAUAUUAAUGUCUACAACUUCACCCCAAAGCCUGGAAGAUGAAAUUCUGGGACGGCUUCUGAAAAUUCUAUUUGUUUUGUUUGUUGAUUUAAUGUCCAUUAUAUAUGUAGUUAUAACUUCCUGAAAGCCUGACAUCGUUCACUCUGUAUGUUUCCAACUAAAUUCCAGUGAAUAAAGACCUACA